This is a messenger RNA of Cyclopterus lumpus (lumpfish), 2420 nucleotides long. It is a transcript of the gene parm1, whose product is annotated as prostate androgen-regulated mucin-like protein 1. The coding region runs from base 1 to 1578 and encodes 525 amino acids. Gene Ontology annotation, cellular component: late endosome; early endosome; Golgi apparatus. Lineage: Eukaryota; Metazoa; Chordata; Actinopteri; Perciformes; Cyclopteridae. The record is from RefSeq and is a predicted model, not a curated record. The transcript has 6 exons.
AUGAGGGUCAGAACGCACACCCUGCUAGCAUGGCUGCGGUUCUGCUUUGCCUCAACAGGACAGAGUGAAGCUACCUCCACCCCACUAUCUUCAUCAGCCACACCAUCACCAUCCUCAAAUACACUGCAAAUCUCUCACCCUCCCACAGCUGUUGCUCUAUUGGCUACUGAGGACGAUGUCGCCACCAUUGACUCCCAGCCUGCACCAAUCUCUGUUACUGAAAACACCACAAGAAGCAACACAACAGUGGAGCUUAAAGUCGAUGAAAACCCAUUUGAACAGGUGACGGAGGAAUCCUCAGCUGCAACACCGACCACAACUCUCCGUCAUCACGUAGCCUCGCCUCCAGGCUCUUGUAAUCAGUCACCUCCAGUCACGCACAGGCAGCCAAACACACUACAUCUGUCCACGGGGAGCACAGAGCGCAGAGCUCCAGCUACACAAGUGCUUGUGGAGAUUGAAAAGAGCACUAUGAUGAGGGUCAUCCUGCAGGCUCUGAUAUCAUGUCUACUGUUGACAGCUGCCGUAACACAACAGGGGUCAACAGCACCAACUACUGAACCUCGUGAGCCAAGUACUUAUGUCGCUGAGCAAACGUUGUCUUCACUUUCUUCCUCAUCCCCAUCUAUCACAACUGACACCCAAGACUCAAGCAUCAGUAGCAGCACCAACCCCACCCCCAACACAGAACAAACCGCCAGCCCCAUCACCACCCAAAACACCGGCACAACAAGUACCACCACCGGCCCCAUCACCACCCAAAACACCGGCACAACAAGUACCACCACCGGCCCCAUCACCACCCAAAACACAGGCACAACAAGUACCACCACCGGCCCCAUCCCCACCCAAAACACAGGCACAACAAGUACCACCACCGGCCCCAUCCCCACCCAAAACACAGGCACAACAAGUACCACCACCGGCCCCAUCCCCACCCAAAACACAGGCACAACAAGUACCACCCCCGGCCCCAUCCCCACCCAAAACACAGGCACAACAAGUACCACCCCCGGCCCCAUCCCCACCCAAAACACAGGCACAACAAGUACCACCACCGGCCCCAUCCCCACCCAAAACACAGGCACAACAAGUACCACCCCCGGCCCCAUCCCCACCCAAAACACAGGCACAACAAGUACCACCCCCGGCCCCAUCCCCACCCAAAACACCGGCACAACAAGUACCACCACCGGCCCCAUCCCCACCCAAAACACAGGCACAACAAGUACCACCACCGGCCCCAUCCCCACCCAAAACACAGGUACAACAAGUACCACCACCGGCCCCAUCACCACCCAAAACACAGGCACAACAAGUACCACCAGUACCACCACCACCAGCAGCACCACCACCACCAGAGCCACCCAAACCACCACACUGGUACAAGGACAUGAGUCCGAGGCUCUGAGCUCAGGAAUUAUUGCAGCUAUUAUUGUUGUGUUCAUAGUGACUAUCCUCCUAGCGUUGGUUGGGAUUUACUACUACAAAAUCCGACGUAGAUCUUAUGGCCCUCUUCUGGACAACAACACACAGGACACUUUGGCACACUUCAGCAACCCAAUGUAUGACCCUUGAUUCCUUAUUUUUGAACCUCCAACUCCAGAAGUGACCUUCUAAACCCAGAGCCCUCCGCGUUUGGAUGGAGACGUUCUGAUCAGAGUGCGUUUUCAGUAGAAUGAGUUCAGUGCCUGAUCGCCAAAAAGCAAAGAAUGAUAUGAGAUGUUUUCUAUUGAUCUUUGUGAAAGUAGUCUAAUUUCUUUGUAUUGCUAGGUAGAGUAAACAUAGAAGGACAUGUUAAAACAGCUCUGGCUGCAUGGACUUACCGCAUAAUUAUAUUACCACAACUAAAAAGUAAAAUCACAGUGAAAACAAGCGUGUUCACCAGUUUUGUUUGACAAAAAGGAGGGAUUUUGUAAACUCAACCAGGAUGUUUUUACAGUAAACGAGUACAAAGGCUAGGAGUUGUAAUAGAUGAGGAAGCUAUGGCUGGUCUUACCAUGGAUUGUUCCUUAUGGGCACUUGAGAUACCUUUUUCUAAAUUAAACUGUGAAAUGAUGAGAUGUCUGUCGCAAAAUAGAUAAUUGUGCCGACAUUAACUUGAAUGUUGCCAGCCAGACAAAGUUCAAAGCUCAGACAGCACUCAUCUACAAAUCUCAGAGGAGACGAAGAUUUAUUUCAUACUAUUUUAAGGAAAAUGUGUUUCAUUUAAAAGAGUGUUUUUACAUUUUAAAUGACAUAGUGUUUCUCUUGUACCUGAUCAACUUCAACUACUAUUUAUGAGUGAGUUUUGUAUUAUUGUACUUUACUAGUGUGACGUUUUUUUUAAUGUUUCAGUGUGAUUUUGCUUUGCUGGGCAGCUCACCCAGGCUGUGACAACAUCGUAUUGUGCAAUACAAGUAUAUAUAUAUUUGAAGACA